Messenger RNA from Toxorhynchites rutilus septentrionalis, 1355 nucleotides. RefSeq names its product sorbitol dehydrogenase-like. Gene Ontology annotation, biological process: D-sorbitol catabolic process. Bases 184 to 1266 code for a protein of 360 amino acids. Gene Ontology annotation, molecular function: zinc ion binding; L-iditol 2-dehydrogenase (NAD+) activity. The record is from RefSeq and is a predicted model, not a curated record. The transcript has 5 exons. Lineage: Eukaryota; Metazoa; Arthropoda; Insecta; Diptera; Culicidae.
CAGUCAUUAGUAUCUUCCCGAUACACUUGUUAAAACGAAGUGUGGUGUUGUGGACCUAGUGAAAACAAAACACGUGCAGGCACGAUAGAAUCGAUUUGCCUCUAGGUGUCCGGCUCAGGUGUGGUGCAAAUUAGUGGUGACAACAAGAUAUAGUGUCACGCCCCCAAUUUAUUCAGUUCAGCGAUGCCAGAAGCGAAGGAUAAUCUAACAGCAGUGCUGUAUGGAAUUGAAGAUCUGAGAUUGGAACAACGACCAAUCCCAACACCUAAGGCUGAUGAGGUUCUGCUCGAGAUGGACUGUGUCGGCAUCUGUGGUUCAGACGUGCACUAUUUGGUCCACGGUAGGAUCGGUGAUUUUAUUGUAAAACAGCCGAUGGCGAUUGGUCAUGAAGCGUCUGGAGUGGUGAGCAAGCUGGGUGCCAACGUGAAGAACUUGAAGGUGGGUGAUCGCGUGGCUGUCGAGCCGGGCUACGGGUGUCGGGUUUGUGAUUUUUGCAAGGGCGGUCAGUACAAUCUGUGUGCCGAUAUGAUUUUCUGUGCGACCCCACCGGUAGAUGGUAAUCUGGCGCGGUAUUAUACGCAUCCUGCGGACUUCUGCCACAAGUUACCGCCGCACGUGACAAUGGAGGAGGGUGCUCUGUUGGAACCCUUGGCGGUUGGUGUACACGCUUGCCGCAGAGCUGGCGUAUGUCUGGGAUCGAACGUUUUGAUCCUCGGGGCGGGUCCAAUUGGUUUGGUGACAUUGAUCGUGGCUAAAUCGAUGGGUGCUGGGAAGAUCGUGAUUACUGAUUUGCUCCAGAAUCGACUUGAUGUUGCGAAGGAAUUGGGUGCUGAUGGUACUUUGUUGCUGGAGAAAGGUGCCAACGAGACUGAGAUCGUUAAGAAAGUUCACGCACUGUUCGGCGGUGCACCAGAUAAAACCAUCGAUUGCUGCGGAGCGGAGUCAACGUCACGAAUCUCGAUUCUUGCUACACGGUCCGGUGGAUGCGCCGUGGUGGUCGGAAUGGGCCCAUCGGAUGUUAAGCUGCCGCUAGGAAAUGCAUUGGCACGGGAAGUUGAUAUACGAGGCGUGUUUCGUUACUGCAAUGACUAUCCGGCAGCUCUCAGUUUGGUCGCUAGUGGAAAGAUAAACGUGAAAAGACUGAUCACGCAUCAUUUCAACAUUGAGAAAAUGGCGGAUGCAUUCAACACAUCCCGACAUGGCCUUGGAGGGGCCAUCAAGGUUAUGAUUCACGUACAGCCGAAGGAUACGAACAACUCGAAGUAAUGAUUUCAUUGUCAAUUUAAAUUUUGUCCUUUAUGCUUUGUCGUGUUAACUGUGGUGCCAAUAAAGUACGUUGUAGAUUAGUAUUGAAA